AUGCUUUUAUAUUUGUUCCUGACGUUUCUCGCCGUGAACAAUGUUUUCUCAGCUCCAGCUGGAGAGCUCGAGGCGCCUUCUAAUGUUGCCAACAGGUCAACUAUCAGCAUUAAUAAAGAAAUUGAAAAAAAUUUGUUACAAUUCGACGUUGAAUGAUAUUUAUCGUUCAAAAUGGCUGAGUAAAACAUGAAAUAUUAUAUUUUUUUAGCAAACAUUGAUUGAAAAUCAUGCAGAAAAUUUUCUCUUCUUUGCGAAAUUCAGUUUUAUGAAAGGUUUAUGACCUAGAACCAGGCUUGUGCGACAGGCCGAGCGGCCCGGCCCGGGCUUUGGGCUUCAUUUUCAGGAAAAAGCCCGCGUGGGCUCGUGCCGGGCUGGGCUUCAAAAAAAAAAUUUAAAAUUUCAUUUAAAAAAUUUUCACCGAAAUGUGACUUUUACUUCUGAAAUCAUAGUUUUUGUUAAACUUUGAGAGAAAAAAUGAGCAAAAACGUAAUUUUCGUCGUGAAAAAAACUCGAUAUCCGACUAGAAAAAAAUUGCGCGAUUCGGGCCGGGCGGGCCAUUUUUUCUUGAGGCCCGCUAAGGCCGGGCCGGGCCGGGCUUACGAAAUGGUCGGGGGGCCGGGAGGAUGACGGGCCGGCCCUCGCACAAGCCUGCCUAGAACUACGAACCUGUUGUUGAAAACAUACAACUUUUUAUAAUUGAGCCCACUACAUUGUACAGUCCAUAAAACUUGAUUUUUGUACAUUGUACAGUCCAUAAAACUUGAUUUUGAAUUUUGAAUUUUUUUCCACCAUCUGGAACUGGAUAACUCAGCUAUUAAUAAUCUUCAACCCAAGUAGGUUUUCAGGUCAAUCGCUAUCAAAGGAACUCUCUAUUGUGGCAAAAAACCCUUCGAGGGUGCUAAAAUCCGUUUGUUCCGCGUUUAUCAGAAGAACAAAGUCGACGGUAGUUUUUUGCGACUCAACUCAUAGAAAACUGAGUUUUUGCAGACUUGGCACAUCUUCUCGAUGCCAAGCAAACCUAUAUAACUGGGAUGUUCCAAGUCGAAGGAAAUACUGCUCGGUUAGACUGUUAACAAUUGUACUGUUGAAAAUAUUUUUUUUUUUACAGAUUUCCUAAAAACUCAGUCCGAACUUGAUCCUUUCGUGACAAUUCACCACACCUGCGGUAUAGACGAGAAAGUCGCUGCUAACGUGAGAUUUUAUUCGAUUUCAGAUCUUAAGAAUUUCAUUCUGCAACUAAACGGAUCUUUUAGGUAACUGAAGAAAACCAAAAAAAAGUUUUAUGAUCCAUUUCCUCACUUCUGGUUCCAUUUCACCUGAAAAUUGUGAAUAAAAAAUUUCAGAAGGGUUAUUUGCGUUGGUCGGUCCAUCUUCCUGCAGACUAUGUCACUGUGGGAACAAAGGCAAGAAAAGUAAGUAUGGAAUCAGCUUUAAAAAAUUUUUAAAAACAUGCCUUUCCAAUAGGAGCUGCUUUUCUGAUCGUUUGAAAAAUGAUUAAAAAUCUUCUGCAUACUCCUGAAAGUUUGAGACCCCGAGAACAACUCCAAACCAAAACACAACUCACAUGGGCGUCAAUAUUUUCGACAAGGCGCCUAUUGUUUCCAUAUGAAUGGAUUCAUGUUUUUUUUUUGUUCACAACCACCUCCGUCAAUGCUUCAAAAAAUUAGUUUCACGCUUCUGCUUUUUGAAAAGUUAUAGGAAGUGUAGAAAGAAAACUGAAACAAAAUUUUUGAAAUUGCAGGUGUACGACUUUGGGCGCAUCAACUUGGAGCUGCAGUUCCCCGGAGAAGCGCACGACAAAAAAUUCAACAUCGCUGAAUGA
Molecule: messenger RNA, 1822 nt
Organism: Caenorhabditis auriculariae
Lineage: Eukaryota; Metazoa; Nematoda; Chromadorea; Rhabditida; Rhabditidae
Source: the annotation of a GenBank genome assembly